Molecule: messenger RNA, 757 nt
Organism: Pelmatolapia mariae (spotted tilapia)
Lineage: Eukaryota; Metazoa; Chordata; Actinopteri; Cichliformes; Cichlidae
Product: Fc receptor-like A
Exons: 6
Coding region: 30-488 (152 amino acids)
Biological process (GO): cell surface receptor signaling pathway
Cellular component (GO): plasma membrane
Molecular function (GO): transmembrane signaling receptor activity
Source: RefSeq, a predicted model, not a curated record
GUGAGUCCAGAGAGGGUCCCAUCAGUAACAUGGUUAACCUGACAGUCACUGGUGGAUCAGUGAUCCUGCAGAGUCCUGUCCUCCCUGUGAUGGAGGGAGAUGACGUCACUCUGCUCUGUAAAACAGAGACCACUCCCUCCAACCUCCCAGCUGCUUUCUAUAAAGAUGGCUCCCUCAUCAGGAAGCAGCCUACAGGUCACAUGACCAUCCAGCAUGUUUCCAGGUCUGAUGAAGGCCUCUACAAGUGUGACAUCAGCGGUCAUGGAGAGUCUCCAUCCAGCUGGAUCACUGUCACAGUUAUUAGUUCAGUCUGUGUUCUGGUUCUUUUGGUGUUACUGGUUCUGCUGGUGAGACGACAAGUUCAAAGGAAAACUGAAUGGGAGGAGUUGGAGAUGAUGACAUCACGUACAGCAAAGGCUCAAGUCAUCAACAACAGCCAAUCAGAGGAAGCAGAGAAAGUCAUCCAGCUGUUGUCCACUCAGCCCUGAGAACUGAAGACAUCAGUUAUGGACAAACAGCUGUCUGAUGGAAAAGACUUUAAACCAGAGCCAGACGUCGUCUACUCCUCACUGAAGUAGUCCACCAGUCCAACCACUGACAUCCAGCUGCUGGUCUCUAACUGGUCCACACAGCCACACAAUGUUGAUUUGCAUAUAUUCUGUAGUGUCUUCUCAUUAUAAUAUACACUCUCAGUGUUUGUAUGAGUGUAUAUAGUAUAACUAAAACAUGAAUGUCAUCUGUACAGCGUUGUCCUGCC